Cuscuta campestris is the source of this 1293-nucleotide messenger RNA. Lineage: Eukaryota; Viridiplantae; Streptophyta; Magnoliopsida; Solanales; Convolvulaceae. The record is from the annotation of a GenBank genome assembly.
AUAACAACAUGUUGAACUGAUUCAAGAAAAAAAAAGUUGAAAAUAUUGAAUUUGGAUCUUACCCCCAAAAUAUCAGAUUUCUCCACUCCUCCCUACAAAGCUCUGACCGGAUGAAAAGUCUUAUUUGGGUGUACACUGCGGCUUAAAUCGAGUGCAAAUAGGCGCCACAACAUAAUAUUCUCCCUGUGGAAUUUUGGUGGGUAAAGCGCCGACGAAAUCGUUGAACGCUGUCAGGGAGGAGCGCCCUGCAGUUAGCGUCUCUCUUUUUCUACUCCCGUCGGUCCACGUUUCUCCCCUCUCCUCGCCGUCUCUUCAGGCAACCGCCAAACCCGCCGCGCUCGGCGCUCCUUAUCGAUUCACCUAGAGCCGGAGAUCUCUCGUGCACGAGGUAUGUCCCACGACAAAGUUAACCCGACGCCCAAGCCCGAUGCCGGCGGCGGUGUAACCCCAAAACCUCAACCCUACAGCGCCGCGCGCCCAGUGUACCGCCCGCAACACCCACCCCGCCGCCACAAGCGCGGCUGCUGCUGCCGCUGCUGUCUCUGGACCACUUUCCUCAUCGCCGUGCUCCUUCUUCUCGCCGCCAUCGCCGCCGCCGCGUUUUGGGUCCUGUACCGCCCCCAACGCCCCACGUUUGCCGUGAACUCGCUCCGCCUCUCGCAGUUCAACCUCACCUCCGCCGCGCUCUCCUCGAAGCUCGAGAUCUCGAUUUCGGCACGUAAUCCCAACAAAAAGGUCGUCUACGUCUACGAUCCGGUCGCAAUUUCCGCAUUCUCCGACGAAGUAGAUCUCGGAUCUGGAUCUAUUCGGGAAUUCGAACACGGCACCAAAAAUACUACAGUUCUGAAAUCCACCAUCGCCAGAUCCAGGCAGACGCUUGACGGCGGAGAAAUAAAAAAGUUGAAGUCGAAGAAGAGCCUUCCUGUGACGAUAAGGUUGGAUACUAAGGUCAGAGUGAAGGUUGGAAGCCUGAAAACUAACAAAGUCGGCGUCAGAGUCACCUGCGGCGGCAUCCGCGUGAGUGUCCCAUCCGGGAGGUCGCCGGCGAAAGCCACCGCCCCAGACGUGAAUUGCCAGGCUAAUGUCCGUGUGAAGAUCUGGAAAUGGACUUUCUAGGGAAAGGGGGAAGAAGGACGAGUUUGUCAUUUACAUUGUUUUUUAGGCAAAAAAAAUAGAGAAAAAGUAUUGUCAAAUUAAAUAGUUGGUGAGAUAAUAUUUUUAUACGUAUGAAAUAUUUUGGUUGUGUACCUAAUUUACACACUAUUAUUGUGAGUAUAAAUUCUUUUGUUAUUG